UAAAGGCACAUAUUCAGGUAACAGUUCUGAAGGGAUUUAAGAAAAGAGGAAAUAAUGCUGACAUCAUUUUAGUCAACACUUUCACUUCAGUUACGCUUAACUGAAUCUGGCUGCCAAAAUAACAGUGUAUUAAGAAAGUUCCAUCAUGGCCAACACAGACAGUGUUAAAACAUUCAGGUUUCAAAAAUGGACAAAUGCUCUGUUCAGAUAUCAAAACAGAUUUUUUAUAAUCCAGGAUGGAUGGCUACAGUAUUAUAGAAAUAUGGAUGAGAUUGGAAACACAAUCCGUGGCUCAAUGAAUCUUGCUAACGUUUCUUUUGAAAAGAUCAACUCACGUAAAAUCAUGUUACAGAAUGAUAGCAGAAAAAUGUUUCUUCUAGCUGACAGUGUACGGGAGAUGGAAGAGUUUCUUGAAGAAGUAAACAGGAAUAAAAGCAGCAAAGAGAAACAGAAUGAGUACGAAGAUGUGACACAUCCACCUAGGAAAAGCAAUACACGUGCCUACUUACAGAUGAUGAAAUAAUAGUGUUGUUUGACACAGUGAAACAGAACCAGUGGCAUUGUCAUAUUCAUUCAGCAUUAUUUCUGUUUUCCUGAGAUGUUUUAAUUAUUUGUAUCAGCUGUCAUUUAAACCAAAUCUUGAAAUUACUCUGAAAUUAUGAGUGGAAUUUUCUUUAUGCUUUUUAUUGUUACCAGACUUAUAUACUUAGAAUGGUAAAUCACAUUAUUGACUUUUAUCAUUGAAGAAAGUAUUGAGAUUAUUCUGAGUACUUAAUGAUGUCUUGAGUUGUCUUGUCAAUCAUUUGUUUGUAUUAAUUAACCACUGACAUUUUGGUGAUUGACAGAGUUAAGAUAUGGGCUUCCAUUUCAAAGACGAAACACCAAAGUUAUCAGCAGUUAAAGUCAUAUCUAAAAAUCAUUAUAUUAUGACAAAGCAUAUAAUUCUUUAAGUGUGUGUGUGUGUGUGUGUGUGUGUGUGUGUGUGUGUGUGUGUGUGUG
Messenger RNA from Protopterus annectens (West African lungfish), 999 nucleotides. Its product is annotated as oxysterol-binding protein 2-like. Bases 146 to 523 code for a protein of 125 amino acids. The record is from RefSeq and is a predicted model, not a curated record. The transcript is spliced from 3 exons. Lineage: Eukaryota; Metazoa; Chordata; Ceratodontiformes; Protopteridae.